Pararge aegeria (speckled wood butterfly) is the source of this 1689-nucleotide messenger RNA. RefSeq lists its product as uncharacterized. The coding region runs from base 181 to 1218 and encodes 345 amino acids. The record is from RefSeq and is a predicted model, not a curated record. The transcript is spliced from 3 exons. NCBI's taxonomy places the organism in Eukaryota, Metazoa, Arthropoda, Insecta, Lepidoptera, Nymphalidae.
UAUACGGUUCUAUUUUUAAUUUAACUGUGUAAUGCUAAAUCGGGUGCAAAAUUGCGAUUAUAGAUUUGACAACGCUCACGGAAGUGCCCCACUGGUCAGAGAGAAUAAAAUUUUGAUUUGAUCUUUUAAAUCCGAGUAAGGUUCCAGAAGUUCAAAACGGUGUCUGUUUAACUCGCCUGGAUGCUUGUGGCUGAGAAAAAGGAAAUGGAAGAAAGGGAGAUAAACAAACGAACGGACACUGAAAAUAAUGGACACCCAGACCCACAGACUUACACGUUCAAAAACGAGAGCGGUAUAAGGGAAGGCCCUGAUUCAUCAUCAUCAUCAUCACCAUCAGCGGCGGCAAGAAGAGAAGAAGGGUUUUGGGGAUCGUCACCAUAUCGCGAUCCAACUACAUCAUUUUACGAAAGGGACCAAUUUGGUGACCCUAUAUCACCACACAGUGAUUACCAAGGUACACGCACUGACUACUGGCAAACUUGGGAUGCGACAGGCACAAACGAUAUAGCAGCCCAACCACCCAUUUGCGUCUCCGUGACAACAACACCCAGAAUAUACCUUACGCGGACGGAAACAAGUGCUAUAUUAGAUCGGAUACAAUUAGCUAUUUUCGUGGCUUGUACUGGACCAUUGACACCAAGCCAAACUCGUUAUGCACCAGCUUUUCAAGUAAAUGCCAUACAUAGCGAAGGCGUCCUAAAGAUGUGGUGUAAUGAUGAAAGAAGUCUUUUCUGGCUCGAGGAAACAGUCUCUAGAAUGUCUUCGCCUAUGGUAGGGACAGCGCUCACAGUCACAGUUCUGUCAAAAAUACAACUUAGGUCGAGAUUAGAACUAUAUGUACCUAACUUUGAAGGAGGUAUGGAACAAUUACACCAGAUUUUAUCAGUGCAGAACCCCUGGUAUAACGUAUCUCUGUGGGCUCUGUUUAGAUACGUAAAGUUAACAGGAAACCCACCCGGCGUAUUUCUAAUACUGGGAGUACCAAGUGAAGAGCUGCCCAAGAUUAUGGCGCGUGAUUUAAAGGUCGCUUACUUAACGGGUACCAUAAAUAUACGGUUAUUCCAGGAUACGGAUAUAUCACAAAACUCGGAACUAGGGGCUACUACCAUACUGAAAAUGGAGGCAGAGGACUCCACUGACAGCACAGCAACUACGGCAUCGUCCGUCAUUGAAGUCCUCGACACAACAGAGGACGAGCUGUCGGAUCUCCGGACAUAACCCAACGCAUGAGAACUUACACACGCACGUCACAAACAUAAAAUAACACUACACAAAAUCACACAUAUUACUAAAAAAUAAUAAUGACGGAUCUAAUCCGUCUCGUGCCUCCGGGCACAAACCGACGAGCCUAGCUAGCUUAACGGACCUAACCUCCAUGGCCACGGCGGUCCGCACAUUCGCCUUCAAGCGCAUGGAUGCUUGUGGCUGAGAAAAAGGAAAUGGAAGAAAAGGAGAUAAACAAACGAACGGACAAUGAAAAUAAUGGACACCCAGACCCACAGAAUAACUAUCAAGCCGGCCGGCAGACUUACUCGUUCAAAAACGAGAGCGAAAUAUGGAAAGGCCCCGAUUCAUCUUCAUCACCAUCACCGGCGGGAAGAAGCGAAGGAGGAAGCGAUGUGGAGCCGUUGCAUUGUGACAUAACUAUUGGAUAGAAGCAGGCGUUACUUUGCGGAAAUCCAUGAUAUA